AUGCUCUCUGCCUUGCUCAUCGGUGCUGCGCUCGCCGCUUUCGCGGGUGCGACCGAGCUCUUCGAUCGCAACCUCGCGUACUCCUCGCCGUUCGCAAACGCCCGCCAUCUCUCGCACGAUACGCGGUCGCUCCAGGCCCGCCAUGUCGCCUUUGUCAAGAGGCAGAGCCGACUCGACGACACCGAAAGCUCGUCAGCGUUCACCGAUGAACAUUACCCCACUUUCUACGGUGGCGAUUUUAGCUCGAGUCCCUGGAUCUAUAACGGUGGGAUCAACUUCACUCAUUCAGUCGCCAGUGGUGAUCCUCUCGACAACUCCGUCCUCCUUUGGACCCGCGCCGUCCCAAUUGGAUCCCAGCUCCCCGACCAGAGUAUCCCGGUCUGCAUCUCGUUCAAGCUCUUCGACAACGAGAACCUAAGCGGGAAGCCUCUCGACACCGGCGAUGCGUUCACGUCGUACGACGUGGACUUCACGCUGAAGGUCGAAGCGAAGAACCUCAAGUCGGACACCAAGUAUUGGUUUCAAUUUGCGGAUUGCACGAACGCGCAGACGGUCAGCCCUGUCGGCACGACCCGGACGAUUUCGAACCCGAACACUCCCGCAAACCAAGUGAACAACGGCAAGCCUCUCAUGCUAGCUGUGUUCAGCUGCUCUCAGUACCAAGCUGGUUGGUUCAACGCCUACAGUGUCGCCGCGCACAACACAUCCGCCGAUAUCUUCGUUCACUUGGGAGACUACAUUUACGAGUCCCUCGGUAACGGUGCUGCGAUAGGACGCAAGACCCUCGGGCGCGAGCUCGCCACUAUAUUCGACUACCGCCAGCGCCUUAACCAGUACAGGACCGACUCUGGCCUCGUCGCCGCGCACCAAAAGGGACCCUGGAUCUCCGUCUGGGACGAUCAUGAGGUCGCGGACCAAUCUUGGAAGGCGGGUACGGCCGAUGCCAACGACAGCUCCACGGGCUGUAGCUGGUCUCCUUCGGGCGCCUGCUUCACGGAUAGGAAGCUCGCUGCCGUGCGGGCGUACCACGAGUGGAUGCCGAUCCGCCAAGUCGACCCUGAUGACAAGCUACGUAUCUGGCGUAACUUCCAGAUCGGAAAGCUGCUGGACCUCACUAUGCUCGACACGCGUCAAUAUGACCGCGACAUCACAGAUCUUUACUAUAACACUGUCAUCAACUCCAUCGCGAAUGAGAAGGGACGCUCACUCAUGGGCCCUGCUCAGGAGUCCUGGUUCCUUAACACGCUUACCCAAUCCAAGGCUCGCGGGGCGGUUUGGCGUGUGGUCGGCCAGCAGAUCGUCUUCACUCAGUUAAACGAAAGCGGUGGAUUUGAUGUCGACGCGUGGGACGGUUACCGCGCGAAUCGCAACCGCAUCCUCGAUCACCUCUACAGCAACAAGAUCGAUAACACCCUGAUUCUCUCUGGUGACUCGCACGCCAACUGGGUCAGCGACCUCGCGCACAUCAACGACACCACCAACUACGACCCUGUGUCCGGCAAGGGUGCGAUCGGCGUCGAGUUCGCUGGGACCGCGGUCACCUCCAGCUCGCCCUUCGGCUCGAACGUCAAGCCCGCGGCGGCGGACGUGGUCUCCGCCGAGCUCGUGGCGGUCAACACAGACCUGCAGUGGAGUGAGGGCUCGUACCGCGGUUUCUUCACGCUCGAGCUCACGCCCAAGACCGCCAACGCAACCUACUUUGCGAUGCGCAACAUUUCGAACCCGAAUUUCGACAGCUUCGCGAGCGCGACAUUCAUCGUGGAUGCGGGCGCGAACAAGCUCCAGCGGCCGGUUGCGGGGGGCAAGGUGCUGGCGGGCGCGCUCAAGGUUCGGGCGUGA
Epithele typhae is the source of this 1839-nucleotide messenger RNA. RefSeq names its product PhoD-like phosphatase-domain-containing protein. The record is from RefSeq and is a predicted model, not a curated record. Lineage: Eukaryota; Fungi; Basidiomycota; Agaricomycetes; Polyporales; Epitheliaceae. The coding region runs from base 1 to 1839 and encodes 612 amino acids. The transcript is spliced from 18 exons.